AUGAAAACGAAAUUAAUGAAACUGAGAGGAAUUUAACAUUUGUCAUUCUUCUCUUCCUCGUGGGUUUGUCUUUGGAUCUCAGCAAAAACACAGCGUUACAGACUCUGCCAAUCAAGCUAAUCCCGAUUUGCCUCUCUUCUUUGGUUCGUGGGUGUCUAAGCAUUCAACUCUUCUGUUAGAAUCAGUCCCCAAAAAAGAAGAAUGUUCUUAAGCAGUGAAGUGUACCCAGGAGUAAGUGACUGAUGGCUGCAGCAGAAGCAAGGGCUGCUUGGCAGCGCAUGGCUAACCGCUGUUUUGUCCAAGAAGAUGCCAAGAGAGCCCCAAAGUUAGCUUGCUGUCCAUCAUCUUCUUCAUCUUCCAAACCAGAGUCUGAUAUGGGACCUGGUGAUUAUCCAAAUGAGCAAGAUCAUCCCUUAGCAGGUUUUAUGCCUCUUAACUGGAACCCCUCAUAUUCUAAUCUACCACCUGACACAAAAUGGUGGCUUCAGUUGCAACCCAAUUUUGCAUACCAGAAGGAUUUCACAUAUGAGCAGUUAAAUGCUUUGGAGGCUGAAUCGGAAGUGUUUAGAGCUGGGGAGGUAAAUAAGACCUCCAAACUUGAUGAGAGUCACCCACUCAGUGAAGAUGACUUUGUCCACAUUAAUAGCAACAAUUCUGGAUCUUAUUUGGACCCAAUGGGUCAGGUGCCUGCCACCUGUAUGAUGCAUGAUACAGAAUCCAAAAUGCACCAGCCAAAGACUGUGAACAUUAACAAAACACACGACCAAGUUGAGCAUAAAGACAUGGAGUACAAGCAUGGAUCUGAGGGGUUAGAUAGCUGGGAUCCGAGCUUAUUCUCAAGGCCAUCCAAGAAGCUUUGCCCUGACUUGGGGUCCCCUUGGAUGGGAGCUGAGAAGACUGAGCCAUGGUGGCGCACUGUGGAUAAAGACGAUUUAGCUUCUUUGGUUGCACUAAAAUCACUGGAGCAUAUUGAAAAUUGCGAUCUUCCUCGGCCCCAGAUGAUGCAUGUUAGCCGAGGCCCAUUUACUUGUUUUGAAAGUUUUGACCAUGGAAGCAUUUUCUCAUCAUCUUUAGAUCAUAAGGAUAACAUUGGUCUCUCCAACCCAAUUGAUUAUUCACAAGGUAGUCGCACUUCAGGAAGUGUCGGUGGAAAUCAAGUUGAAUAUUGUGAAUCAGGCCAUUCAAUCUAUUGUUCAGAAAGACUCCACAGCUCCAAUGGCCACACUGAAACCAAUGAAGAACCGACAGAACCUUGCCACCUCUCUAAUAGUGAUUCAAGUAAGGCUCAACUGUUGGAAGCACUUUGCCAUUCCCAAACCCGGGCAAGGGAAGCUGAGAAGGCAGCCCAACGGGCAUACAUCGAGAAGGAACACAUAAUCAAGCUCUUCUUCAGACAAGCCUCACACCUAUUCGCAUAUAAGCAGUGGUUCCAACUAUUGCAACUGGAGGCCUUUUGCCUUCAGCUUAAGAACAAGGACCAACCAAUUUCCACUCUCUUUCCAGUGGUCCUACCAUGGAUGCCAUACAAAGGUAGGCAACUGAAGAAACGUCGACAUAAGGCUGUGGAGCGGAAACGAGGUGCACCGAAAUGCCACAUCAGUAAGUAUGCUGUUGCUUUUGCAGUGGGCAUAGGUCUUGCUAGUGCUGGUUUGCUCCUUGGCUGGACCAUGGGAUGGUUACUACCUACAUUGUAGAAGAAAAUGAAUAUGCAGAGCCAGGUAAAACAGGUAAUGGAUCCUGCAGAUGGAAAUUUCCGAUCAGCAUUAAGAUUGAUUGGGGAAUGUGGAAGUGGGUAGUGUUUCUUAUCUUUUAUUUAUAUGUACUGUUUAGAUUCCUUUGUGUAAAAAUAGUUCCCGCAUAUGUAAUCCGGUGUACAUGUGAUGAGAUGUACAUUUGUAUAUAUGGUGAACAUAUUUAGGAGGAAGAUCUCAUCUAUCUUCUUUAAAUUGUCUCAGUUUGGUUUA
This is a messenger RNA of Telopea speciosissima, 1964 nucleotides long. RefSeq lists its product as uncharacterized. The coding region runs from base 243 to 1694 and encodes 483 amino acids. Lineage: Eukaryota; Viridiplantae; Streptophyta; Magnoliopsida; Proteales; Proteaceae. The record is from RefSeq and is a predicted model, not a curated record. The transcript has 3 exons.